AAUUAGCUUUAUUUUGUGCGCUCAUCACACGGUUUCAAAAAAUUUAAUCUUCCGCUUUUUCCAGUCCGCAUUUUAAAGCAUACUGGUGUCGUGUAAAGCUGGUGAUUGUUGGGAUUUUAUAAGGCAUGUGUCAUCUGCCUCUGACGCAUGCGCCAUUUCCUUAAAGAUUGAGUUUUAGAUCUUCUCCAUGUGACUGCAACUGAGCCGAGCCAGUCGACCUGCACUCAGGGUUUUUGGUUAAAGGCACCAUGCCCCAAGCUGCAGACAUGAUCAACCUGGGUUUCCUGUCUGAGGCUGAGCAGGAGCUGAUCCUGGAGGUGCUGCGACGGGACGAGGAGCUGAGACAGAAUGAGGAGCACCGUGUGAGGAAGUUGAAGACGGAGUUGCUGGAAGUGAAGAGGAAAGGAGCCAAACGUGGCAGUGGAAGAUACAGUCAGCGUAGUUGUGGCAGAUGCCUGGAGCCUCUGAGUCGACUGAGUAUGUUCAACAGCCAGUGUAAGAUGUGCAAUCACAAUGUGUGCCGCAAGUGCAAAACAAUCCUCCCACAAGGAUCCUGGCUGUGCAGUGUGUGCGCCAAAGAGACGGAUCUAAAGAAAAUGGCAGGUGACUGGUUCUUUGAUCAAAGGAUCAACCGUUACUCUACGAUGCCUGGACACGACUUAGUGAGAGUCUCCCUGAAAAAGAAGCCUCUGACGAAUAAGCGCGAAACAACAGGAGAAAUUCUGUUGAGAAGUACUGAAAUACACCCAGAUCCUCCCGUUCCUCGAGCCAGGCAGAAAAAUCUGCCAAAUAAUAAAAAAGGUCCUUCAAGUGAGAAUUUAGGAUCGAUUGCUUCAAGAGAAUCAUUUGAAUCAAAGGAGGACGUUAUAUCAAAGCCAACACGCAGCGACACAGAAUCUGCAGAAAACACCAGCAUAACUAGCGGUAAAACUGGAACCGAGUCUGGCCAUGUGACCCCUGAGCAACCAAGGAAAGGGAAUCGCUCAGCUCUGUCCAGCCCAGCAGGAUCCAGUGUUUCCAGUGUGACCAUCCCAGUCAAAGCAGAUAUUGAAAGCAUUGACAGCGGCAACCCAGACGCUAAUAUUACUGCAGAUGUGAAACCGGUCAAUCCGAGCCCAGAUAUAGACGUUGAAAGACUCUUCAAGAAGAGCAUCAAACGAGACCCCAGGCCUACUGAGUGUGUAUCAACUCUGGAUCUGCGUGAUGGACCCGACACAUCAGUGGGCUCAAUGGGCAACCGGAGCAAAUCUGUUCCAGGCUUGGACGUACAGCUGGAAGACAGAGAGGAGGAUGAAGAUAUCGACAGCUUGGUUAGCCUUCACAAAAGGACAAUGGCUUCAAGCUCCUCCAGCCUGCGUAGCUCAAAGAGCACACUGGGCAGCCUGAUGAGCAUCUACAGUGAAGCAGGAGACUUUGACAGCGUGGAGGUGAGCGGAGAAGUCGUCUUCUCUAUGAGCUACGACGAACAUACCCAGAGCCUCCAGGUCUUCAUCAAGGAGUGCCACGGGCUGGCCUGCGGCGACACUUCACGGCAGCUUUCCAACCCUUACGUCAAAUGUUAUCUACUCCCUGACAAGUCCCGCCAGAGCAAAAGGAAGACCAGCAUCAAGAGGAACACAGUCAACCCCGUCUACAAGGAAACACUGAAGUACUCUAUCAGCCACUCCCAGCUGUUCACCCGCUCCAUGUUGAUAUCAGUAUGGCACCACGGUCGCCUCAGCCGCAACGCCUUCCUGGGAGAGGUGGAGAUCCCCCUGGACUGCCGAGACCUCGACACCGCAUACGAGGACACGGUGGCUCUCAUGCCAAAGGCAGCCUCUUCUCUGCCGGCUUCAGCUUUCGCUCAGUACAAAGGAGAGUUGGUGAUCUCCUUGAAGUAUAUCACACCUAAAAAUCCAACAACUGAGAAAAUCAAAGGGAAAAAGGCAGUGAGUCAGGAGGGAGGAGAACUGCACGUCCUCGUUAAAGAGGCAAAGAAUUUAAUGGCAAUGAAAUCAGGAGGAACCUCAGACAGCUUUGUAAAAGGGUACUUGUUCCCCACUAAGGCAAAGAACACAAAGAGGAAGACUCCAGUGGUGAAGAAGAACCUGAAUCCCCACUACGACCACACGUUUGUGUACAAGGAUCUGGUUCUGGAGCAGCUGAAGGGGAUGUGUCUGGAGCUGACCGUGUGGGACAGAGAGGCCAUGGUGAGCAACGAGUUCCUGGGAGGAAUCCGUCUCAGCUCUGGAAAAGGGAUGGUGAAAAUAGGGAAAGGGGAAGUUGAAAUGGACUCAGUCGGAGAGGAAGUUAGUCUGUGGGAGAAGAUGAUGAAGUACCCUGACUCGUGGGCAGAGGGCACUCUUCCACUGCGGUCCACCAUGGAGAAACCUAAGGGCAAAUGAGGACAGCAGCACGGGCCUGAAACUGAGCUGGGGGAGGCUGUGGAGGUCUGAGAUAAAUGUGAGAUUAUGGAUUCAUUUUACUCUUGGAAGCUUAUCAGACCGCAAGCUGGUCUACUGCAGUGAACUUACACAAAGAUGAUUGGCUGUGAGCAGACGCACAGUUCAUCGACCUGCCGAACACUUAACAUCUGCUCACACCUGCACACCUGCCUCCCUACAUGAGGUUCAUCUUCAGCACACCUGACUACAGACUGGUGUAGAAAAUGUGCCAAAGCAUCACAACACUAAACACUGGAUUUGUUUUAAGAGCGUUGACACAGUUGUUUUUAUGUUUUUAAAGUGAGGCGGUAUAUAUUACUGCAGCUUAAAAUCAUGCACAGCUCUGAGCACAGACAUGUUUGUCACAAUCUGUUACCUUUUCCUUUAUAAUUGUGUACAGAUGGACACUGAUGUGGGCAAACAAUCCAUUAUAAGCUGGUAUUACACAAGCUUUUUGGCGUUGGAUUCAACAAAUUGAGCUUAGUUAAAUCUAUACACACACUAUAUAAUAUAUAUUUUACUAUAAUGCAUAAUGUCACGUAAAAUAUAUAUUUAUACAAGUUGCAUAAAAAGUCUUAUUUCAAAUUAUUAAAUGUGUCUAUUUUCAGAUAUAAAUGUAAAUUUUGAACUUUCAACACUUUCAUCCGAGUGUGUUCAGAGUCAAUGUUCACCUCAAGGUUGCCUUGAAUUUUCUGUUCACUCAAUAAAAGUUGACAAAACCAAA
Messenger RNA from Acanthopagrus latus (yellowfin seabream), 3147 nucleotides. RefSeq names its product synaptotagmin-like 4 (gene sytl4). The transcript is spliced from 18 exons. The record is from RefSeq and is a predicted model, not a curated record. Gene Ontology annotation, biological process: exocytosis; intracellular protein transport. Gene Ontology annotation, molecular function: small GTPase binding; neurexin family protein binding. The coding region runs from base 249 to 2384 and encodes 711 amino acids. Gene Ontology annotation, cellular component: exocytic vesicle; plasma membrane. NCBI's taxonomy places the organism in Eukaryota, Metazoa, Chordata, Actinopteri, Spariformes, Sparidae.